AUGCAUUCUCCAGUGUCCUGUCACUAUGAAAUCAAUUUACACUUGGAGAAAAGUGGGAUAUCUUACUCCAGAUGGGCCUAUGAGCCUGCAGGAAUCUCCUCUGAGUGCCAUCACCACUAUGGAGAACGCAGAUUCGGGUAUGGGUUCCCGCGGAGGCCACUGGGGCAGCACUGGGGGGUCACAUGGAGGGUCACAUGGGGGCCCUCAUGGGGGUACACAUGGGUCAUCGUCCUCCCACAGAGCGGGCGACUCUUCCACUCUUCCCAGGGCACAUCUUCACUCGGGGCCCCGCCCAAAAACUCACCCGCAAAUGCCCUUACCUCUGUGCUACCUCCAAAACAGAACUCGUUGUCAAAUGGGAAGCUGACCAAUGGCAAGAGUUUGGACAAUGACUCACCCAAAGAAGCACCUCUGGAAGAAAUUUUAGAACAGGUGAAGGGAUUGGUUCAUCAGCUGAGAGACUUGGAGGAGUAUCACCGUGGUGAAGGGAUGCAGAUUCAGAAAGCUCUCGGCGACUUUUACUGGAAACAGCUGAAAUUCCGGGAACAGAUCGGAGACUUGAUGUGUAAGGAGGGAUAUGGAGAAACAUCAGUGAAAAUGUUAAAAACAUUAAACACAAUGGGUAUUUUCAAAAAUGAUGAUAUUUGGUUCCCUACGUAUUAUGCUUACAACACGAUGUGGAAUUUCUCCGAUGCCAGUGCCGAAUUAGCAAAGACAUUAGCAGAAGCUGACGUGGUGCGGUUACUAUCACUAAACUGUGGUCACAAACCCUAUAUCAAUGCAAUCCAUAGCAAAAAUGUGUACUAUGUAAUUAAAGCCUCUCUCAGUAUCCUCCAUAACAUCGCUCGCAAUCCUGACGUCAAACAUUACUUCAAGGAACAUAAAACCUCAGAGGUUAUAAGACCGUUCAUUGAAAACUCUGACGAAAUGCUGAAAGCUCUGGCCAUGUUGACUCUGGCUUACGUCGUAGAUGAAGAUGAAAACAGCACACUUAUUGACGAAACCGGUGUAAUAAAAUGUGUGUGUGAGUGGCUGAGUAAAGCCCUGUCCAAUCCAAAGCGCAGGUACCGAGGGUUUACCCCCCAGGAACUCACCCAGGGGCUGGACAAGCUGGCUGUGAAUGACAGCAAUAAAAUCAAGAUUGUGGAAGAAGGGGCCCUUCAGUCUUUCCUGAUCAUGUUGCAACACGACGACAUUAGGGAGGAGUCAAUGGCCGCUCGCGCUAUCUGGACACUUUCUUUCGACAAAAAUGUGCGACAGAAAAUCCUGGAGAUGACGGAGCUCAUUGACAUGUUAGAGAAGAUGACGCAAAGCCCCGACGAAAACCUGUCCAAAAGUUGUAUUGGUGCUUUAUGGGUCAUCCGAGAAGAGGCAGAUAACCCAAACAGACCACGCUCAGCUGGGCCAUCCAAGAGUCAUGUGUUCAUCAGCUACAGCUGGAGUGAUCGUGUCCACGUGAUGGAGAUCGCCGAUAGGUUAAAGAAAGAAGGUUAUAAUAUCUGGAUAGACGUGGAGCAGAUGGGAGGCUCCACACUACAGGCGAUGGCAGAAGCCACGGAGAACGCCACCGUCGUACUUAUCUGUAUGUCGGAGAAGUACAAACAGAGCCCCAACUGUCGCACAGAGGCGGAGUACACAUUCCAGCUUAGGAAGGAUUACAUUCCUAUCAUGAUGCAGAAGCGGUACCGCCCCGACGGCUGGCUAGGGCUCAUCCUGGGUGCCAAGCUUUACAUCGACUUCAGCGGCAAGUACCCGUUUGAGAAGAGCGUCAAUGGCCUUUUGAAGGAGCUGAGAGGUCGAGGCAAAGGCGUGCCCAAUGGUCCGCGCAGAGGAGAAACUGUAGACUUGCCCAACUCCCACGAACCCACCCUCCACCAUCAUUUUGCUACCCACAAUGCAUCACAUCCUCAUCAGAACUCGGCCGGGCACAUCAAGACCAGGGAGGAAGUUGGCAAGUGGUUGCACCAUGUUGGUCUGGGACACCUGAGUGCCUCGUUCACGCCCAUUGAUGGCCGGAUGUUGGGACAGAUCAGGGAGAUGAGGAGGGAGGCUCCAGAAUUUUUCUACCAAUCCCUGGAGAGACGGCUGGGCAUGUCGUUUGCUGACAUUCUGCUCUUCACUGACGCCCUGGACGGCCUCACAACGUAAUAUCAGCCUUUCUAAGGGGAUUCCCCUAUCUCUAUUCUGUGCCUGACCUCCUUCAGCCUAAGCAACAAAGAUGCUGAUUGGUUGAAAUGCCUCUCAUUUCUGUACAUGACGAAUGUAAGGCCCCAUCUGAUUGACCUGGAGAGAUCAAUGCAUUAAAACAUCACUGAGAAAUGAAUUUAUGAGAUGUCAGUUGGAUGAAAAACACUUCUGUGUCCUUUAGUGGAGUGAAAAUGCAUCUGAUUGACCCAGUUGAAUGAAUGUUUAAAUAGAAACACUUACUAAAAUGCAGGGAUUCCAUAAGAAAUACAGUUACUUUGGUGACUGCUUCCACAUAAGACAUGCAAGAAGUCAGCUGAUUGGCUGCAUCUACAUGUACCAGCGGAGUGAUUAACCUGGGACUCUUACCCGAUCUAUGAUUGGAUGCAAAUUUCAUGUUUCCAAGACAACUGUUUCAGGGAAUGCCUUGUAGUUGCCAGCAGAAUGGCUGGUGUUAAUGGUAAAUAUGGUAAACUGUUCUUUGAUAUAAAGCAAGUGUCCGUGAUGUGAAUUCCAGACAGAAAAUAUCUAAAGGUGAAUGUGGAUGACUGAUGUAA
Molecule: messenger RNA, 2741 nt
Organism: Liolophura sinensis
Lineage: Eukaryota; Metazoa; Mollusca; Polyplacophora; Chitonida; Chitonidae
Exons: 16
Coding region: 1-2148 (715 amino acids)
Biological process (GO): signal transduction
Source: RefSeq, a predicted model, not a curated record